Molecule: messenger RNA, 8228 nt
Organism: Vombatus ursinus (common wombat)
Lineage: Eukaryota; Metazoa; Chordata; Mammalia; Diprotodontia; Vombatidae
Gene: PDPR
Product: pyruvate dehydrogenase phosphatase regulatory subunit
Exons: 18
Coding region: 290-2932 (880 amino acids)
Cellular component (GO): mitochondrial matrix; cytoplasm; mitochondrion
Molecular function (GO): oxidoreductase activity; protein binding
Source: RefSeq, a predicted model, not a curated record
CUCAUCAGUUUAGAACUGGAAGGAAUUUUAAAGGGCAUCUUGCCCAGCAGUUCCCCUCCCUCCUCCAUAUUUAGCAGCUGAGGACAGAGAGGCAAAGAGGCUUGCCUGGAGGCACAUGGCUUCUGAAGUAUCAAAGAUGCACUACCCAGGUCUUCCUGAUUUCAAGUUCAGUAAGAAGCAUUUUCGAAAUGCCUGCUAUGUUUAGUGUUUAGGGUUGAAUUCUUAUGCCCUGCUUCCUCUUGGGUGAGUGAAGAUCACAUUUCUAGAAAGUUGACAAACAGACGCCAUCAUGUUUUUCCGGUUGCUAUGUGAUAUUCCAUGGCGGAGGGCCAGUCAGAGAUGGCCGAACAGGUCCCCGUCAAGGCGCAGCAUUUCUACAGUUUCAGAAUCUAGUCCUCCUGUCUCACUCCCCACCCAUGCCCAGGUAGUCAUCUGUGGUGGUGGAAUUAUAGGCACAUCUGUAGCCUAUCACCUUUCCAAGUUGGGAUGGAAGGAUAUUCUUCUAUUGGAACAGGGCAGGUUGGCUGCUGGCUCUACCAGGUUUUGUGCUGGCAUUGUUAGUUCGGCUAGGAACUUUACCUUAGAACAGAAGAUGGCCAAUUAUUCGAACAAACUCUAUCAGCAGUUAGAGCAAGAGACAGGGAUUCAGACAGGUUACAUAAGGACAGGCUCAAUCUUUCUGGCUCAGACUCAGGACCGACUGAUCUCCUUGAAGCGUAUCAACUCGAGACUGAGUGUAAUGGGCAUCCCUUCUGAGAUCAUUUCCCCAAAGAGAGUGGCUGAGCUGUCCCCACUCAUUAGCAUCCAUGACCUGGUGGGGGCCAUGCACGUGCCUGAGGAUGCAGUGGUGUCAGCGGCUGAUGUGGCUCUUGCAUUGGCCAGUGCUGCCUGUCAAAAUGGUGUUCAGAUCCGUGACCGGACAAGUGUUAUUCAUGUGAAAGUCAAAAAGGGUCGUGUAACUGGAGUAGAAACGGAUAGAGGAUGCAUUGAAUGUCAAUAUUUUGUCAGCUGUGCUGGUCAGUGGGCUUACGAGCUGGGUCUGUCCAACGAAGAACCGGUUAGUAUCCCGUUACAUGCCUGUGAACACUUCUACCUUCUGACUCGUCCCCUGGAGACCCCACUGCAGAGCAGCACACCAACUAUUGUGGAUGCAGAUGGAAGGAUCUACGUUCGGAAUUGGCAAGGCGGUAUCCUGUCUGGUGGCUUUGAGAAGAACCCUAAGCCCAUCUUUACUGAGGGCAAGAACCAGCUAGACAUUCAGAAUCUGCAUGAAGAUUGGGAUCAUUUUGAGCCUCUGCUGAGCUCCCUACUGCGCAGGAUGCCAACCUUGGAAGCUCUAGAAAUUAUGAAGUUGGUGAACUGCCCUGAGUCCUUUACGCCCGACAUGAGGUGCAUCAUGGGGGAGUCUCCGACUGUGCAGGGCUACUUUGUACUAGCUGGAAUGAACUCUGCUGGAACUUCAUUUGCAGGAGGAGCAGGCAAGUACCUUGCUGAAUGGAUGGUUCAUGGUUACCCUUCAGAAAAUGUGUGGGAUUUGGACUUGAAGCGAUUUGGAGCUCUGCAGAGCAGCCGUACCUUCCUCCGCCACCGAGUCAUGGAAGUGAUGCCCCUGCUCUAUGAUCUUAAGGUCCCGAGGUGGGACUUCCUGACUGGUCGGCAGCUGCGUACAUCUCCCCUUUAUGACCGCUUGGACGCACAGGGAGCCAGAUGGAUGGAGAAACAUGGCUUUGAGAGGCCUAAGUAUUUUGUCCCACCUGACAAAGAUCUACUGGCAUUGGAACAGAGCAAGACAUUCUAUAAGCCAGACUGGUUUGACAUCGUGGAGUCCGAAGUCAAAUGCUGUAAAGAGGCUGUCUGUGUCAUUGACAUGUCCUCUUUUACUAAAUUUGAAAUAAUUUCCCCUGAGGCAGAAGACUUUGAACUUCUUCAGUACCUCUUCUCCAAUGACCUGGAUGUGCCCGUGGGCCACAUUGUGCACACAGGCAUGCUCAAUGAGGGCGGUGGCUAUGAAAAUGACUGCAGCAUAGCUCGGCUUAGCAGAAGCAGUUUCUUCAUGAUUUCCCCUACUGACCAGCAGGUCCACUGCUGGGCUUGGCUCAAGAAGCACAUGCCUGAGAACAGCAACCUGCUUUUAGAGGAUGUGACCUGGAAGUACACUGCUCUCAAUCUGAUUGGCCCCCGUGCUAUGGAUGUUCUCUCUGAAUUAUCUUAUGCCCCUAUGACUCCAGACCAUUUUCCAUCCCUCUUUUGCAAGGAGAUGAGUGUGGGUUAUGCAAAUGGAAUCAGAGUGAUGAGCAUGACGCACACAGGAGAGCCUGGAUUCAUGCUCUAUAUCCCUAUAGAGUAUGCCCUGCAUGUGUACAAUGAGCUGAUGAGUGUUGGGCAAAAAUAUGGAAUCCGAAAUGCUGGCUAUUAUGCUCUCCGAAGUCUUCGUAUUGAGAAAUUUUUUGCCUUUUGGGGUCAGGACUUGAACACUUUCACAACACCCCUGGAGUGUGGACGAGAAUUUCGAGUGAAAUUGGAUAAGGGAAUGGAUUUUAUUGGUCGGGAUGCUCUGUUGCAGCAAAGGCAGAAUGGAGUCUACAAACGCUUUACUAUGUUCAUCCUUGAAGACCAUGACACAGACCUGGACCUCUGGCCCUGGUGGGGAGAGCCCAUUUAUCGGAAUGGGCAAUAUGUUGGCAUGACCACCAGCAGUGCCUACAGCUAUACUCUGGAGCGCCAUGUCUGCCUUGGCUUUGUGCACAAUUUUAAUCAGGAGACGGGGGAGCAACUAGUGGUGACCCCUGAUUUCAUUAACCGAGGGGAAUAUGAAAUUGACAUUGCGGGACAACGCUUCCAGGCCAAGGCCAAACUUUAUCCAUUCAGCUCCCUCUUUACUUACAAACGACGAAAGGACGAGAUAGAAAUGAGUGACUUCCAGGGAAAGUAACACUGGUAGGGAAGCCUGCCACCUCCCUCCUCACACUAGGACUUCCCACUAGGAUCAUCUUGCCAGCUGCUCCCUCCUUCCUACGUUGUUUCCUAUUCUUUCUCUAUUUCUUAACUAUGAAGGUUAUUUUCAAAACCUUGAGACUGUUUGAAACUUAGCCUACGUUAACAUUUUUUUGCUUUGAGAUUUUUUUUCAUUUUUCCUUCUUUAAGUACCCCAUUCAGUACCUUCUUUUCUUCCUUCCAAUCUCCCCCCCCCAUGUUGGCAGAUGGCACGUGGUACACUUGACAGGCUGAACAUUCAGCAGAAAUAGUUGCACCAUUGUAACUGCCCUUUGAAGGGCAGCAGUCUGAUUCCAAGUACUUUGCUCUAUCCAUGCCACCCACGAUCGAGAGCAGCUGGUAUUUGCUGGCCUCUACUUAAGAGUUAUCUAUUCUCUUUCUGCUUGGGCAUUCUACAUACCACUUUCAGUAGAUUGGCCAGAUAUCAUACCCAUUAGGGCUGCAUCCAGACAGUGGCUUGAGGAGGUGCUCCUCUUAGUUCAUUGGGGAUACUCUAAUUUACAUUUUCCUCAUGUACAUUGUGCAGAGGGGUUUGGUGCAGUGACACACUGAGCAAUAGAACGAUUAGCUACCUCAUUGGUGUGAGACUGGGCAAGGGUUUUAUCGGAGUGGUGUCAGACAGAGGCCGUCUCCAGCUUGGUCUUUGGGCUGUCUUAAACGGUUGCUCUUAAAGAGCAGUAAGCUGUUUGAUCAUUGGAUUGCCCAGCUAGGAAAACCCUGCCUGUUACUUUCUGCUCCCUUGUCAGGUUUCUCUUCUUUAGGUGAGCAUCAGAGUGAUGCAUCGCUCAGAGGACAUCCCCGUCAAUGAUAAAUGUAAAUGAUACUGUUUUUCUUUCUCUCAAAAGUCUAAUCCCCCCUUCUUGGUUUUCUUUUCUCCAGGUGUCCUGCACUUUCUUUUUAACUAGUUCAGCCUUACUUGGCCUAUCUGUAAAAGGCAUAUAAGCUUCUGAUCCUUUGAGAGAAAACCAUCUGGAAUGUAUGGGUCCAGUAGGUACACCUUGCCAGCCAUGCUGAGUAAUAGCCAUGUGUUUGAUCCACUCAGCUCCAUCGAAGAGGGAGGCUUUCUCUCCAGUAACUCAGUUCAUGUGGGCCUUGGGCCUGGCUUCCCAUCCUCUCCUCCCUCUAGGAAAUUACUCCAUUACUCGUGCAGUUUUCUUAUUUCUACUUGUCCUUACCCACUGAGAUGGAAAAUUAGUUUUGGUUUUCUGGUUUGCUUUGUUUUCUGUAGAGACAAAUGUCCUAAGGAAAAAAAGGGACUUUGCCCUUUGUUUUGAGUGGAGCAUUUCUUGGUUUUUUGACCUGGCAGUGAAGCUCCCAGAUGCUACAAAUUGCUAUGAGCUUCAGCCCCUUGACUUUUUUUUUUUUUUUGUAGUUCAAACUGCUAAAACCACGGAACAGAGAGGGAGUACAGAUUAUUCAUGAACUUAAAAAGCUAUGCUGCCCCCACGAGUGAGGUCUCCUCCCCCACCCUGUCUCCAGUAGAUCCAAGGUCUUUCAGAACUUGAGAAAAUUGGGGUUGGCUUGCCUUUGGAAUUUCUCCUUUUCCUUAUUUUCCUUAACUUGUGGGUUGUUGCACUGUUAUUUGCCCACUAAUCUGUCUAGGUCACCCCUCUUUAAUAACUUACAGUUCUGGACUUAGGCCGGCUCUUUUUUUUUUUCCUUGGGCCCUUGUUCAUUUGUAAAAGAGGGAAAAUGUGGCUAAUAUUAGACCUGAAGGUGAAACUAAUUUGUGAUUUAGAUAACUUGCCAGCAGCCUUCUGAAGAAGUCUGCCUUUCUUGUCAGCUUUGCUGAGUGGGGUCCAGUCUCCUUGACAGCUCUUUUAUUUAGGCUCUUUUUACGUCUUGCGUGUUUUGUCUUGAGUCCAAGCCUUGAGAUUUCUGCUAUGCUUAGCAUUCCGUGUAGUGCCCUUAGCUGAAUCAAGGCUGGGGAAAAUGAGGAGAAGUGUCUCCCAGCCAAAGAACAAAGCAACAUAGACCAGAGUUUGGGAGUUGGGAGGAAGGUGGCGGAACAGACAUGGGCAGAGGAGGUUUUCUGGAGAGAUAUUGCAAAGGCCGGGCAGAGUGGGUGUUGUUUGGUCUUGAAGAUGGUACCACUGGAUAUGGAUGGGCUGCUUCUACUAUUUGAGGAUUUUGUACUAAUCCAAGUUCUUCCUCUGUAAAUAGAAAUUUGGACUUCUGGGGUUGUAUGCACAGGUGUGUCUUUCCCCUAAGAGAGGCUCCCUUUUCUCUCCACCUCACCCCUCCCCCCUUCCCAGCAGAGGCAGAUAAAGCCUAGCAGUUGCAUUACGACAUCGAAUCACUACUUAGAAAGAGAAAUAGGAAGAGAGGCAGCCGUGUAGUCCCAGAAGCAUUCAGCUAGAAACUUAUCUGCCAAAAAAGGAUACUUGGCUUUCCUGUUUUUUAGUUACUAUUCCCCCUUAGAUCCCUGGGCAGGAAGAAGUAUUCCCUUCUCACAGAUAAGAAAAUCCAAGGAGGCAAGAAACCAGCAUGGGCCAGCAAGGACCCUUCCAAUCCUUUUGCCUGGUGUGUUUGUCUCUAAUAUCAAACCACUUCUUUUCAUUUGGAGGGGAGGCUCAGACCGCAGUUAGUUGGCAUCACAUCUGAAAAGAGGCCUGGAGCUUCUGAGGACCAAAACAACAUUAUUCUUCAAUAAUUUGGGGUUUUCUCUUUGUCUGGAUAUAGAAAAGUCUUCUUAGGGAGUGAGAUCUGAAAGGUUUGUUCACUUUGGGUUCAGGUUUCCCUUGGAGCAGAUUCAGGGCAAGGAGUAGCCAGUUUGAUCCAUCCAUUUUUAGAACAAGUUAGCUGCUUUGGGAUAAAAAGGCCUUGCGUAAAUUAUCCUAUUAAAGAUCUCAAAAGCUUGAGAUGGCCAAAGCAGAGAGCACUUUUAAUGUCUCAUGUUGAGUAAUGUUUUUUCCUCUCCCAGGGCAUGUGUAACAAUCCAACAUGAUCUCAUCUCAGCCAUCUGGUCAGAUCGUUCCUGUCUUGGGCAUUUGAGGGGUGUUUGUACUUCCUGUGGAGGAGGGAUUUCAGUGCAGCAACAACAUUCAAUUCAGCCAAUGCUUUCUGAGGUUAUCCUUCCAUUUGGAAUGUUGUGUCAUUCUUUUGAAUCUUCCUUCUUGCAAAUACACCUAUAUUGUUCUCUUUUGUUUUGGUCUUAAGUACCGAAAACAUUUUGGUCUCAUGGGAACACUCAGUGUUGCAUGUCUUCUGUGAGCCUCCCUAGAAAACAGCUGAUGAAUAUUUUCCUUCUGUUUGUGUCUGUGCUUUUGGAUCUGCUUUCUGGUUGUGGUGAAAGUCAUUUGGCUUUGGGAAUUUGAACUCCAGCCAGAGGAUAUUAGGUUCCCUUGGCACAUUCCUCCCACUGUGUUAAGAGGCACUGAGGUCAAGGAAUAGGAUUACUUAGUAGUGCAGAAAGCUUUGAAAAGAUAAAAUACUUCAAUGUGAUUAAUAGUUAAUUUUAAUGACUAAUUUUAUUAUUUUAAUGACUAAUCACAAUCAUAGGAUUGAAUAUUGCUUGCUUCAGUAAAUCAGUCUCUUGAGGGAAGAUGGGCAGGGUUUAAGGAAAACAAGUUGCUUCGUCUUUCCUGGACAGUCCAGCUGUUCUCAGUAUCCCAGAUUGUUGGCAACAAAUACAAUAUGAUGACAAAAUUAAGACCCUGUAGAAACAACAAUUUGUUUAAAUUUUGUAGCCCCCAGAUGCUGUUGCUUUACUUGUCCCAUCUUGUUUCAAAAAGAGAAAUACCCUUGACCUUUGUGUGGUCACAUUAACCCCAGGCAGCAGAGAAUGAAGGUUUGUAACUGGAGCUUUCUGAAUACUUACGUGAGACAGUUGGUUAUGCUGGACUUGGGAGGGUGGCUGUCCUCCUGGACCAUCAGACUUAAGGACAUUGGCAGUUCCCCUAAAUGGCAUGACAGUUAAAGGUGAAUCCAUCAGCAGUAUCCUCUUGGUACCAUCUCCACUCCUCCCCCAGCGUGGAGAGUACAACUCUCCAGCCCAGCAGAACUAGAUAGGUUUUCUCAGUAGUAAGGCAGGCACGUGUAGAGUUUUGAUCUCUCAUGGGCUGCCUCUUUCCCCACGAUGGUCUACAGAGAGGCUCCUGAGAGAUCCGAGGUACAAAUUCUGUUGAUGAUGGCUAGUGCUUUGUAUAUAGAAAGGGCUUCUGCAGUUCAGACGACUGCCUCUCGAUGUUAGUGUCAUGAUAGGGAGACUCCCCUAGGCAGGAAAGCACCCUCUAGUAUGUGUUCUGUCAGAUGGCUUUAGAGUAAACAAAGCUGCCCCUCACCCAUCGUCUACCCCUGCCACAAAAACGGGAUAAAAUGAGUUUUGAAUUGUGCUGUCCAUCCUGUUACAAAGCUUGGUCAAUAAUGAACUUGCUCUGUGUCUUCAGAACCCCAGCCAUCUCCACUUUGGGCUCUUGGUUUAAGGUGCUAAAAUCACUGGACUCCUUUCAUGAAUGCUUUGCUUCCUCUGAGGAGCUUUCCAAGAGGACUGAGCCUUUUAGUCGGUCUUUGCCGGCUUUUUCUCUAUCGAGCACCAGAGAUACCCUUGGUGUAGUCUGUCACAUUGGGCAAAAUGAGACACUCCUUGGACAACUUUGCUUAUCCUCUGUGGAUGUAUCUGCAUUUUAUUCUUCAGCCUUCUCCUGUCUCCUAGGGACAGGGCUGACGCUGUUACAAGAACCGGCCAGUGUUUCCUCUGCAGACAAGAGUGAGAGCGCAGAAAGCUUGGGCUCUCGUCGCCAUUUUCUAGUGCCUUACACACACAUGGGGGAGGUGGCCAGCACAGAAACUCCAUUUCAGUCUUGAGUCUCCAUACACCUUCCUCCUCAUAGCCAUGCCUCUCUCCAUAGCAGGAAUAAAAAAGCUUUCUAUAGAUAUAUUUCAGUGAACAUUGUUCUCGGAGCACAAUUCAUGCUUUAACUAAACCCUUGGUCUAUAUAAAAUGCCAUUGUAACUAUUGUAAAGUAUUGUAACCCAUUGUGUCUGUGCAGAGCACUAAAGCCCAGCUGUGUCCUGAAAACACAAGGCACUUCAGCAAAUUGGAAUCCUUUUGUGGGGCACUAAUGGUGGGCAGCUGCUACUCACACAGGAUGGGCCCCUGUCCUCCACCAAGGCUGGGUUAACUGAACAUUGUACACUGUGUUUAUAUAGAGUUGUAUUUCAAUUAAGAUUUUCUGGUCUGUUCACCUAUCAUAAUGUUUCUUUAUGAAUAAACAGGCAUUUAAUUAGCGCUA